Molecule: messenger RNA, 1800 nt
Organism: Chaetomium globosum CBS 148.51
Lineage: Eukaryota; Fungi; Ascomycota; Sordariomycetes; Sordariales; Chaetomiaceae
Exons: 7
Coding region: 1-1800 (599 amino acids)
Biological process (GO): proton motive force-driven ATP synthesis
Cellular component (GO): mitochondrion
Molecular function (GO): metal ion binding; proton-transporting ATP synthase activity, rotational mechanism
Source: RefSeq, a predicted model, not a curated record
AUGAUCUGCAGACCGGCUCUGUCGAGGGGCAGCCAGCUGGCUCUCCGUCGCCAGGGAGCUGCGAAGCUUGCGCAGCGCGGAUAUGCGGCUGUUGCAUCGCCUAAGGCAUCAUACGAGCCGACAACCAUCGCCGGCGUCAAGGUCGCCUCCCGAGAUGAUAAUGGCCCGACCACCCGCCUCGCUAUCGUCGCCAAAGCCGGCACCCGCUACGAGCCUCUCCCAGGCCUGACAAACACCCAAAAACGCUCCGCUCUCCGCAUCAACCGCGAGACGGAACUCCUCGGCGGCCAAUUGAACGCGUACCACACCCGGGAAGCCCUCGUGCUCCAGGCCAACUUCCUCCGCGAGGACCUCCCCUACUUCACCGAGCUCCUUGCCGAGGUGCUGUCGCAGACGCGGUACACCACCCAUGAGUACCACGAGGAGGUCGUCAACGUCAUCCGCCAGAAGCAGGCCAAGCUGGAUGCUGCCGCCAUCGCCCUCGAUGCCGCGCACUCGGUCGCCUUCCACAACGGGCUCGGCGCCCCGCUUUACCCGACUCCCAACACGCCCAUCGCCUCCUACCUAGACGAGAACUCUGUCGCUGCCUUCGCUGAUGCUACCUUCACCAAGGGCACCAUUGCCGUGGUGGCCGAUGGCGCUAGCGAGUCUGGUCUCUCGAAGUGGAUCGAGCCCUUCUUCAAGACCGUCCCCGCCCAGCCCUCGUCCGCUCUGCCCGCUGCUGCUUCCAAGUACUAUGGUGGUCAGCAGCGCAUCGCCAAGACCAGCGGCAACUCGAUGGUCCUUGCCUUCCCCGGUGCGGCUCUCGGUGCCAACCAGCCCGAGACGGCCGUCCUCGUCGGUCUGCUCGGCGGCGAGUCCACUAUCAAGUGGUCACCCGGCUUCUCGCUUCUGUCCAACGCUGCCACCGCCGCCCCCGGCGCGACUGCCAACGCCACCAACUUCGCUUACUCUGAUGCCGGCCUCCUGACUAUCCAGAUCAACGGCUCGGCUGGUGCGGUCCGCAAGAUUGCUGAGGAGUCGGUAAAGGCGCUCAGGAGUGUCGCUGAGGGCGGCGUGUCGCAGGAGAACCUGGUCAAGGCCAUCGCCAAGGCCAAGUUCAACCUCCUCUCGGGUAGCGAAGUCAGCGGCACUGGUCUUGUACACGCCGGCGCCAACCUGAUCCACGGCGGCCAGCCGUUGCAGGUCGCUGAGACGAUCAAGGCUCUGGAGGGCGUGAACGCCGAUAAGCUCAAGGCUGCGGCCAAGACACUAUUAGAGGGCAAGGCGUCGGUGGCGUCUGUCGGUGACCUGCAUGUAUUGCCGUUUGCCGAGGACCUUGGACUUAAGUUAACCUUGGCAGCAAGUAAAAUACUCAGAAACCUGUCCCUUGUCCUGAGUGUGGGUUGUGCUGCUAGGCUAGGUUUCGGGAGAGAGCGGAAGGUUGGUAGUGAGACGAGACGUGCUGUCGGGUCACGUGACGCGGAGCUGCGCGGAGCUUCUCGGCUGGGCGAGCCUUUUCUUGCCAGGAACGGCUCCAUAUCCCAGCAGACACAGCAACCAUCACAGUCCUGCCAAACCGCUAAAAUGACGUUCGCGUGGAAAGCCGCCGGCAUUACCUACAACCGCUACCUCGCGGUCGCCGCGCGCGUCGUGCGCCGCAGCCUGAAGGAUGACAAGAGACUUGUGGCCGAGCGCCGGGGCCAGCAGGACCUAAGAUUCGCGAAGUGGACGAACGGCAAGCAGGGCGAGCUCAAGAACCUGGCUGAAGCCAAUGCCCAAGCGUCUGUCGAGAGCGCUGCGACCGGUGGUACCGCCUAA